Messenger RNA from Gossypium raimondii (Peruvian cotton), 928 nucleotides. RefSeq lists its product as hypothetical. The transcript is spliced from 2 exons. The record is from RefSeq and is a predicted model, not a curated record. Bases 114 to 767 code for a protein of 217 amino acids. Lineage: Eukaryota; Viridiplantae; Streptophyta; Magnoliopsida; Malvales; Malvaceae.
UCUGCAAUAUAAGGCAGCCCACACCACCAAACUUUUCAUUUCAGCUUGUCAAACAAGAAAAGCACAACUUUAAUACGCUAACAGGAGAGAAAACGAAAUACAAACAGAAAAAAAUGAAGCUAGUUUGGUCUCCGGAGACAGCAUCCAAGGCUUAUAUCGAUACUGUUAAAUCUUGUGAACUUCAUCAUGAAUCUGGUGUAGCAGAGCUUGUUUCAGCCAUGGCAGCCGGCUGGAACGCGAGAUUCAUUGUGGAGACAUGGUCACAGGGUGGCGCUACCGCGACAAGCGUUGGCCUGGCCGUUGCUAGCAGCCAUACAAAUGGAAGACAUGUAUCUAUAGUCCCCGACGAAAGAUCAAGAUUAGAAUACGUCGAGGCCUUAGAAGAAGCCGGUAUGUCACCGCCCGAAGUCAUCGUCGGGGAACCUGAGGAAGCAAUGAAUCUGUUAAACGGCAUAGAUUUCAUGGUGGUGGAUAGUCAGCGAAGGGACUUUUCCAGGGUAUUAAGGCUAGCGAAACUGAGUAACCGAGGGGCAGUUCUUAUAUGCAAGAACGCUAGUUCCAAAAAUGGUUCCAGUUUCAAAUGGAGAAGCGUGAUCGAUGAUGGUUCACGACGGCUUGUCCGUUCUGUGUUUCUUCCGGUAGGGAAAGGCUUGGACAUCGCACAUAUAGCCACCAGUGGGGGAAAUUCAGGUUCAGGCAAAGUCCAAAGGCGGUGGAUCAAACAUGUUGAUCGUCAAUCUGGGGAAGAACAUGUCAUACGAAAAUAGAACAAUCUUGUAUUUCUAGAAGAAAAAAGAAGAAGAAGAAGAAAAGCAUAAUUUGUAUAUUUGUUUCAACUUUCUUGAUCUUGACUAUUGACUUUUAUAAGAAUUUGAACCUGAAAAUUGUUUAGAACAAGUUUCCAAAUACAAUCACCUGUUUUGAUGGA